Molecule: messenger RNA, 2178 nt
Organism: Chironomus riparius
Lineage: Eukaryota; Metazoa; Arthropoda; Insecta; Diptera; Chironomidae
Source: the annotation of a GenBank genome assembly
AACGUAAACAAAACGCACGUGAACAUUAAGAAUGGGACCAAAAAGUAAGAAAAAUAAGAAAAACAGUGGAAAUACGACAUGGAAGCAAGUGCAAAUUGCUGGAUGUAUAGAAGGUGAUAAUCUUGACGGAUUCGCUGGAUUGGAAGUGCUAGAAAAUUACGAUUCAUCCUUUUUAUCCGGUGAUUUAAAGAGAAGAAACAAAUUGUACCUAAACAAUGAAUUGGAUGGUGAAAUUUUUGAGUCUAAGAGACGCAGACAUGACAGUGAUGAUGAACCAGAUAAAGAAAAAGUUGAAGAGAGUGAAGGAAUUGACAUUCAGGAAGUAAAGAAACCAGCAAAAAAGAAGAAAACUAAGGAAAAGGUUCAGAAAGAAUUUAAUACGCUUCCUGGUCAGUUCGUGCUGCUCAAUCCACCAGUAAUAGAUGACAUCUUUGAAGAUCCUGAGAAUGCAGAGAUUAAAGCUACUUGGAAUGGAAUUGGCAUUACGUCAGAUGAAAUAAUAAGAGCUUUAGUCGAAUUAAAGUUUAAAACUUCAACAGAGAUCCAGAAGCUUACAAUUCCAGUUUCUUGUUAUGGAAAGGUCGAUAUUUUAGGAGCUGCUGAGACUGGAAGUGGAAAAACCUUAGCUUUUGGACUUCCAAUUAUUCAAUGCAUCCAGAAACGACUUAAAGAUCAUGAAGAUGAAGUCAGUAACUUCUUUGCACUGAUUUUGACACCAACUAGAGAGUUAGCUCAACAAAUCUAUAAUCAUCUUAAUGCCGUUGCUAAAUACACAAAUGUGACGAUUGCAAGCAUUAUUGGUGGACUAGCCACAGUAAAGCAAGAAAGAGUCCUUAAAUCUAAUCCACAUAUUGUAAUUGCAACUCCAGGAAGAAUCUGGGAACUGUUUAAUGACGGAAAUCAGCAUUUACAGAAACUUGUGAACGUCAAGCAUUUAGUCAUAGAUGAAACAGAUAGAAUGAUUGAAAAAGGACAUUUUGGGGAGAUGGAAAAGAUCUUGGAAUUGCUUAAUAGUGCAGAAUCUAAUCCAAAUCGUCAGACUUUUGUGUUCUCAGCAACAUUAACGAUGCUCCAUGAUUUGCCUGAUUAUAUCACUAAGAAGAAGAAGAAAUUUGUUAAGCCAGCCGAAAUGACACGCGAGCAGCGAACUGACAUGUUUGCCAUGAUGUUUGGUAUGAAAAAUCCGAAAGUAUUUGAUAUCACAGAUAAUUCUGGUGUUGCUGGAAAAGUCAUUGAAUCGAGGAUUUUGUGUUCGUUGGAUGAAAAGGACUUCCAUUUAUAUUACAUACUGCUAAACUUCCCUGGACGAACAAUCGUGUUCUGUAAUUCAAUAGAUUGCGUUAAGAGAACUGUUUCAGUGUUAAGUCACUUGAAUGUCUCACCAAUCUGCAUUCAUGGACAAAUGGAACAGAAACAACGGCUCAAGAGCUUAGAAAAGUUCCAAAAACAGGCAGAGAGCGUGUUAGUAGCCACAAACUGUGCAGCAAGAGGUCUUGAUAUUCCAAAUAUUCAGCACGUCAUUCAUUAUCAGGUUCCAAUUACUGGAGAAGAUUAUGUUCAUCGGUCAGGAAGAACUGCUCGUGCUAAUAAGGAAGGUCUAUCAAUCUUAAUCAUGGAACAAAAUGAAAUCAAAAACUUCUUAAAGCUGCAGAAAACUUUAGGACGAAACGAGGAUCUGCCAAUGUUCCCAAUUGACCCCAAAAUCAUGAAGAAUGUCAAGGAUCGAGUAAGAUUAGCCAGAGAAAUUGAGUCAACAGAUUUGCAAGUUCGUAGACUGAAUGACAACAGGAAUUGGAAGAAAAAAGCUGCAGAUGAUAUUGGAAUUUUAGACUCUGAUGAUUCAGAAAACGAAUCCAACACAAAUCGAAAGCUUAAACAAAUUAAUCUAGAUUUAAAGCACAAAAAGCUUCAACUUGGAAAGUUGCUGUCAAUGAGCAUAGUUCCAGCAAAUAUCCACAGUCUUAAGUUUCCAAUAGCUCAGCUUAAUGAGAAGAUUGAAAUGAAUCCUUUAGAAAUUAUUAAGGCAAAUACAGUACAGCAGAAGAAUAGCAAGCAGUUUAAGACAUUGAAGUUGUUUAAGAAACGGAAGUGAAUUUGAUGCUACAAUUGAAUUGUUUGUAAAUAAAUUAAUCUGAAAUAAAUUUGAGAAUUUUUUAAGUACUUGAAGCUUAUUAUUUG